This is a messenger RNA of Sardina pilchardus (European sardine), 620 nucleotides long. RefSeq names its product hemoglobin subunit beta-like. NCBI's taxonomy places the organism in Eukaryota, Metazoa, Chordata, Actinopteri, Clupeiformes, Clupeidae. The record is from RefSeq and is a predicted model, not a curated record. Gene Ontology annotation, biological process: oxygen transport; hydrogen peroxide catabolic process. The coding region runs from base 76 to 522 and encodes 148 amino acids. The transcript has 3 exons. Gene Ontology annotation, cellular component: haptoglobin-hemoglobin complex; hemoglobin complex; blood microparticle. Gene Ontology annotation, molecular function: peroxidase activity; heme binding; organic acid binding.
CGUCCCAAAUCUCACGGGAUUCCUAUUGAAGAGCUUUUACGCACGCACCUCAAGAAACCCAAAUAAGACGUCAUUAUGGUUGACUGGACAGAUGCUGAGCGCAGCGCCAUCGCCGCCAUGUGGGGAAAGAUCAACCCCGAUGAGAUCGGACCCCAAGCCCUGGCCAGGCUCCUGGUCGUGUCUCCCUGGACUCAGAGACAUUUCAGCACUUUUGGCAACUUGUCAAAUUCCGCCGCCAUCAUGGGUAACGCCAAGGUGGCCGCACACGGAAAGACCGUGAUGAACGGACUGGACAGAGCCGUGAAGAAUCUGGAUGACAUCAAGGGCGUCUACAGUGAUCUGAGUGUGAUGCACUCCGAGAAACUGCAUGUGGAUCCUGAUAACUUCAGGAACCUGGCUGACAUCAUCACCGUGUGUGUGGCCAUGAAGUUCGGCCCCUCUGGCUUCAGCCCCGAUGCCCAAGAGGCCUGGCAGAAGUUCCUGUCUGUCGUUGUCUCAGCUCUCGGCAGACAGUACCACUAGAUUCUGCAUCGUGUCGUUGGGGAGAAACAACAUGAGCUCGUAGCGCAAUGCUAAGAUAAUGUUCUCACACGAUGAAUAAAUAAAAUCAGUCACUAUCA